AUGGGAGUGGUAACCAAGGGAAGUCAUGGGGUAACUCAUUCUUUUGUUCCGUCAUCUGUUGUUAAGAGUCUGAAUUUAGUAGAUUUUGAGUUUAAUCUGAGGGACCUAGAUGUAAUUUCGGGGAUGGACUGGCUAAGUUUGUACAAGGAUAAGGUAGAAUGUGAAAUUCAGAAAACGUUUCGAGAAAUCCAAGAACCUUUAGUUAUUUCUGUAAUGCAAGUGAGGAAGUUAAUGAAAAAGGAGUGUGCACUAUUUUUCGGUUGUGUUCUAGAUGUGAGUAAAGAAGUCAGAAUAAAGAUCGAGGAUAUUCCAAUUGUAAAUGAAUUCAUGGAUGUGUUUCCUAGUAAGAUUGCAGGUAUGCCACAUGCUAGAGCCGUUGAGUCCCCUAUAGACUUAGUUCCUAGAACGACACCUAUAUCUAAAGCAUCGCAUAGAAUGACAUCUCCUGAAAUAAAAGAAUUGUAG
Spinacia oleracea (spinach) is the source of this 465-nucleotide messenger RNA. RefSeq lists its product as uncharacterized. The record is from RefSeq and is a predicted model, not a curated record. Bases 1 to 465 code for a protein of 154 amino acids. Lineage: Eukaryota; Viridiplantae; Streptophyta; Magnoliopsida; Caryophyllales; Amaranthaceae. The transcript is spliced from 4 exons.